This is a messenger RNA of Schistocerca gregaria, 1287 nucleotides long. Its product is annotated as 1,5-anhydro-D-fructose reductase-like. The transcript has 7 exons. The coding region runs from base 99 to 1100 and encodes 333 amino acids. The record is from RefSeq and is a predicted model, not a curated record. Gene Ontology annotation, cellular component: cytosol. Lineage: Eukaryota; Metazoa; Arthropoda; Insecta; Orthoptera; Acrididae. Gene Ontology annotation, molecular function: aldose reductase (NADPH) activity.
GCUGUGAGCUGUGCUUAUUUAUACAGUCAGACAGGGUGCUUGUAGCUGCUAGGUGCUAUUUUAUUACUUUAUUUUGCUGCAUCACUGAAGCUAAGAAAAUGACACACAAGCUGGAAUACGUCACAUUCUUUAAUGGCCACAAGAUGCCAAUUGUCGGCCUGGGAACGUGGCAGUCACCGAAUGGGGAGGUGGGUCAGGCUGUGGACGCAGCACUGGAGGCUGGCUACCGCCACAUAGACACUGCCUACGCCUACGGGAAUGAGGCGGAGAUAGGCCAGACCCUGAAGAAGUGGUUCGAUUCUGGGAGACUGAAGAGGGAGGAUGUUUUCAUUGUGACGAAGCUUCCAUUCAAUGGAAACAGAGCGGAGUCUGUGGAGAAGUACCUCAAGAAAUCCCUCGAGGCACUGCAGCUGGAAUAUGUUGACCUGUACCUCAUUCACCAUCCUGUAGGUCACCUAGAUGUGGAUGGCUCCGUUUUUCCAAGAGACAAGGACGGAAAACUUCUUAUCGAUAUGAAUACUGAUCACAUCAGCCUGUGGAAGGCCAUGGAAGCCCAAGUGGACUCGGGCAGAGCGCGCUCCAUUGGGCUAUCCAACUUCAACUCCAGACAGGUGAAGCGCAUCUGGCAGGCGGCGCGCAUCCCCCCGGCCAACCUGCAGGUGGAGCUACACGUCUACUUCCAGCAGCGCGAGCUGGCCGCCUUCUGCCGCGCCCUCGACAUCACCAUCUGCGCGUACGGCCCCCUCGGUUCUCCGGGGAUGGUCGAUUUUGUCCGCAGACGGGGUGGUGACACCAGCAAAAUCGUGCAGCUGAGCCCCAUGUCAGACCCCGUCGUGGUGGACAUCGCGCAGCGGCACGGUAAGACUCCCGCUCAGGUGCUGCUGCGCCACCUCGUGCAGCACAGGAUAGUUGUCAUCCCGAAGAGUGUCAAGCCGGAGCGUAUCCGGCAGAAUUUUGAUGUAUUUGAUUUUGAACUGACACCAGAGGAUAUGGAGAAAUUGGACACACUCGAUAUGGGACCAAAGGGACGGAUGUUUGGUGAUAGCAUUGGUCCGGAGAGAUUGAGACAUCCAGAAUACCCAUUCAAGGAGCGCUACUAGAACAACAAAAGUUGCAUUACACCAUCUGCUUUUGGCAAGUGGACGAUGGCGACAAGAUUUAUGCAGUAGUAAGUUUGUACAUCAUACUAAAGUUGCACCCGUACUUUUAUUAUUUACUGUUAACAUUUUUAUAAACUGUCUAAAUAUGUAAUUAUUAUUAAACAGUAAAAUAAAUGGAAGACGAAUA